AUGUUGUCAGCGCGUCGCAUUGUUCAGAAGCCCCUGGCCCGCGGGUUGGCCUCGGUGUCGAACUUGACUAGAGACUCCAAAGUUCAUCAGAAUCUGUUGGAGGACCACUCUUUCAUCAACUACAAACAAAACGUGGAAACCCUAAACAUUGUGAAGAACAGACUCAACAGACCGCUUACCUACGCGGAAAAGAUUUUGUACGGACAUUUGGACAAGCCACAUGAACAGGACAUUGAACGUGGUGUCAGCUACUUGAAACUACGUCCAGACCGUGUGGCAUGUCAGGAUGCUACUGCGCAAAUGGCUAUUUUGCAAUUCAUGUCUGCUGGACUACCACAGGUUGCCAAGCCUGUCACCGUGCACUGUGACCAUUUGAUUCAAGCUCAAUUGGGUGGUGAGAAGGACUUGAAAAGAGCCAUCGACCUCAACAAGGAAGUGUUUGACUUUUUGGCCACUUCCACUGCCAAAUACAACAUGGGUUUCUGGAAGCCAGGUUCCGGUAUCAUUCACCAGAUCGUUCUCGAAAACUACGCUUUCCCAGGUGCUUUGAUCAUCGGUACCGAUUCGCACACCCCUAACGCCGGUGGUUUGGGUCAACUAGCCAUUGGUGUCGGUGGUGCUGACGCCGUGGACGUCAUGUCCGACCUACCAUGGGAAUUGAAGGCUCCAAAGAUUCUCGGUGUCAAGCUUACUGGUAGAAUGAGCGGCUGGACCUCUCCAAAGGAUAUCAUUCUAAAAUUGGCUGGUAUCACCACCGUCAAGGGUGGUACCGGUAAAAUUGUCGAGUACUUUGGUGACGGUGUGGACACUUUCUCCGCCACUGGUAUGGGUACGAUCUGUAAUAUGGGUGCCGAAAUUGGUGCCACGACUUCGGUCUUCCCAUACAACCCAUCUAUGGUGGAAUACUUGAAGGCUACCAGACGUGGUGAAAUCUCCGAAUUCGCUAAUCUGUACAAGCACGACUUGUUGUCUGCUGACAAGGGCGCCGAAUACGACGAAGUCAUCGAAAUCAACUUGUCUGAACUAGAACCAUACAUCAACGGUCCCUUCACCCCAGAUUUGGCCACUCCUAUCUCCGCCAUGAAGGAGGUUGCCCCAAAGAAUAACUGGCCAUUGGACGUCAGAGUCGGUUUGAUCGGCUCGUGCACCAACUCCUCUUACGAGGACAUGACCCGUGCAGCCUCUAUUGCUAAAGAUGCCGCCGCCCACGGUUUGAAGGCCAAAUCUUUGUUCACCAUCUCUCCAGGUUCCGAGCAGGUUAGAGCCACCAUUGCCCGUGACGGUCAAUUGGAAGCUUUCCAGAACUUUGGUGGUGUCGUGAUGGCCAACGCCUGUGGUCCAUGCAUUGGUCAAUGGGACCGUCAAGACAUCAAGAAGGGUGACAGAAACACCAUUGUUUCUUCUUUCAACAGAAACUUCACAUCCAGAAACGACGGUAACCCAGAAACUCACUCUUUCGUCGCCUCUCCAGAAAUCACGAUUGCCAUGGCUAUUGCCGGUGACUUGAGAUUCAACCCUCUAACUGACAAAUUGAAGGACAAGGACGGUAACGAGUUCAUGUUGAAGCCACCAACCGGUGUUGGUUUGCCACCAAAGGGUUACGACGCUGGUGAAAACACCUACCAGGCUCCUCCAGCUGUCCGCUCCAACGUUGAAGUCAAAGUCUCCCCAACCUCAGACCGUCUACAAUUGUUGCAGCCUUUCGACGCUUGGGAUGGAAAGGAUCCUAAGGACUUGCCUAUUUUGAUCAAGGCUUUGGGUAAGACCACCACUGACCAUAUCUCUAUGGCUGGUCCAUGGUUGAAGUACCGUGGUCACUUGGAAAACAUCUCAAACAACUACAUGAUCGGUGCCAUCAACGCCGAGAACAAGAAGGCCAACUGUGUCAAAAACUACUACACCGGCGAAUACGCUGGCGUUCCAGACACUGCUAGAGCUUACAAGAAGCAGGGCCAAAAGUGGGUUGUCAUCGGUGGCGAGAACUUUGGUGAAGGUUCUUCCCGUGAACAUGCUGCUUUGGAACCAAGAUACCUCGGUGCUUACGCCAUCAUCACCAAAUCCUUCGCCCGUAUCCACGAAACCAACUUGAAGAAACAGGGUCUACUACCAUUGAACUUUGCCCAGCCAGAAGCCUACGACAGAAUCAACCCAGAUGACCUAAUCGACCUUGUCGGUGUCACCGAAUUGGCUCCAGGUAAGCCUAUCACUUUGAGAGUCAAGCCUAAGUCUGGUGAAGCCUGGGAAACUCCUUUGACCCACACCUUUAACAAGGAACAAAUCGAAUGGUUCAAGGCCGGUUCCGCUCUAAACAAGAUGGCUUCUGGCUCGAAAUAA
This is a messenger RNA of Lachancea sp. 'fantastica', 2334 nucleotides long. Lineage: Eukaryota; Fungi; Ascomycota; Saccharomycetes; Saccharomycetales; Saccharomycetaceae. The record is from the annotation of a GenBank genome assembly.